UUUAUUUAUUUGUAACUAGCCGUUAGAAUAUAUUCGUGUUUGCCUUCUAUAUAAAUUAGAUGUAACAUCUCUUUCAGUUCACAACAACAUGAAUGAAACACAUACACCAGAAAGCUUCACUGAAGAAUUCAUUGAAGAGUUUUUUGAUGAAACUAAAAGAAAUCGUCAACUAGAGCUCUUUCAUAAAAUAUAUGGACAGAGCUCAACAUCCACACCUCGAAGAAAUAUUUACAGGGAUCGUGAAGGAGGUCAUCACCUCCUGGUGAAUGAUUAUUUUUCGCCGAAUCCUGUAUAUCCAGAAAAUAUAUUUCGACGAAGAUUUCGUAUGGGAAGACAUGUCUUUCUUCGUAUUGUAGAUGCUGUUUCAAAUUUGGAUCCAUACUUCCAACAGAGGAUUGAUGCAUUGGGAAGGAAAGGUUUAUCGCCUUUACAAAAAUGCACUGCGGCAAUGCGUAUGUUGGCAUACGGUGUAUCCGCUGAUGCUGUUGAUGAUUACGUUCGUAUUGGAGAGAGUACUGCAGUUGAAGGCUUGAAAAAAUUCGUCUCAAAUGUAAUCACAAUAUUUGAGGGUGAAUACUUACGAAAGCCGAAUUCGGAUGACAUACAACGUCUAUUGCAGAUGGGUGAGGCUCGUGGCUUUCCUGGUAUGAUGGGCAGUAUUGAUUGCAUGCACUGGCAAUGGAAAAAUUGUCCGAAAGCAUGGAAGGGAAUGUUCAUGAGUGGUCAUAAAGGAGUUGCAACAAUUAUACUAGAAGCGGUUGCCUCAUCUGAUCUAUGGAUAUGGCAUGCAUUUUUUGGAGUUGCUGGAUCAAAUAAUGACAUAAAUGUUUUAGAUCGGUCACCAGUAUUUGAUGAUGUGUUACAAGGUCGUGCCCCUGAGGUAAAUUAUACUAUUAAUGGGAACAACUAUAAUAUGGGAUAUUACUUAACAGAUGGAAUAUAUCCUGAAUGGGCUACAUUCGUUAAAACGAUACCAUGUCCACAAGGCGAGAAAAGAAAAUUAUUUGCAAAAUAUCAAGAAAGCCAAAGAAAAGACGUAGAACGAGCAUUUGGUGUGUUACAAUCCCGUUUUGCAAUUAUACGUGGUCCGGCACGUUUUUGGGACAAAGAAGAUCUUGGAAGGAUCAUGAGAGCAUGCAUCAUAAUUCAUAAUAUGAUUGUUGAGGACGAAAGGGACACAUACGCCACUCAAUUUGGUCCAUUACCAACUUAUGAUGAUGCAACAAAUGGCUUAUCGCAACCAAAUUUAGGCGAAGAACCUUCUGUACCGUAUGAAACGUAUAUCCAAAACAGCAUGCAGAUGCGUGAUAGACGGGCACAUCGUCAGCUACAAAAUGACUUGGUUGAGCAUAUCUCGCAGUUUCACGAGAAUCGUUAAUUUUUUUAUUGUAAAAUUUAAAAUUUAAUGUCUUCUUGUAUGUUGUUUUUUAUUCCAUGAGUUUUAAUAAGAUGAUGCAUUUUAAUUAUUGAGACA
Messenger RNA from Daucus carota subsp. sativus, 1474 nucleotides. RefSeq lists its product as uncharacterized. Lineage: Eukaryota; Viridiplantae; Streptophyta; Magnoliopsida; Apiales; Apiaceae. The transcript has a single exon. Bases 89 to 1378 code for a protein of 429 amino acids. The record is from RefSeq and is a predicted model, not a curated record.